AUGAGAGACCUCCACAAGUCUAGCGUGCUGGGGAGCAAGCACGGCAGCCUGAUGUCAUGGCGCCCGCAGUACCGCAGCUCCAAGUUUCGGAAUGUCUACGGGAAGGUGGCGAGCCGGGAGCACUGCUUCGAUGGCAUCCCCAUCACCAAGAAUGUCCACGACAACCACUUCUGCGCUGUCAACGCCCGCUUCCUUGCCAUCGUGACAGAGAGCGCCGGCGGGGGGUCCUUCCUCGUCAUCCCCCUCGAGCAGACAGGCCGGAUCGAACCAAACUACCCCAAAGUCUGUGGUCACCAGGGCAACGUGCUGGACAUCAAGUGGAAUCCCUUCAUUGAGAACAUCAUCGCAUCAUGCUCCGAAGACACCUCGGUGCGGAUCUGGGAGAUCCCCGAGGGAGGCCUGAAGAGGAACAUGACGGAGGCUGUCCUGGAGCUGUAUGGGCACAGCCGGCGCGUCGGCCUCGUCGAGUGGCAUCCCACCACCAACAACAUCCUCUUCAGCGCUGGCUAUGACUAUAAGGUCCUCAUCUGGAACCUGGACAUUGGGGAGCCGGUGAAGAUGAUCGAUUGCCACACGGAUGUCAUCCUCUGCAUGUCUUUCAACACCGAUGGCAGCCUCCUGGCCACCAGCUGCAAGGACAAGAAGCUGCGGGUCGUGGAGCCGCGUUCCGGCAGGGUCCUGCAGGAGGCCAGCUGCAAGAACCACCGUGUCAACCGGGUGGUCUUCCUGGGCAGUACAAAGCGGCUGCUGACGACAGGGGUGUCACGCUGGAACACGCGACAGAUUGCCCUCUGGGACCAGGAAGACCUGUCCAUGCCCCUGAUAGAGGAGGAGAUUGAUGGGCUCUCAGGUCUCCUCUUCCCUUUCUAUGAUGCCGACACUCACAUGCUGUACUUGGCUGGCAAGGGCGAUGGCAACAUUCGGUACUAUGAGAUCGGCUCGGAAAAGCCCUACUUGAGUUAUCUCAUGGAGUUUCGCUCCCCAGCACCGCAAAAAGGACUGGGGGUGAUGCCGAAGCACGGGCUGGACGUGUCGGCCUGCGAGGUCUUUCGGUUCUACAAGCUUGUCACCCUCAAGGGGCUGAUCGAACCCAUCUCGAUGAUUGUGCCGAGGAGGUCAGAAACAUACCAAGAGGACAUUUACCCGAUGACUCCGGGUACGGAGCCAGCCCUGACGCCGGAUGAAUGGCUGAGCGGGGUGAACAGAGAUCCCAUCCUGAUGUCGCUGAAGGAGGGCUACAAGAAGACAUCCAAAAUUGUCUUUAAGGCACCAGUGAGGGAGAAGAAGAGCGUCGUCGUUAAUGGCAUAGACCUGCUGGAGAACGUGCCGCCCCGGACAGAGAACGAGCUCCUUCGGAUGUUCUUCCGACAGCAGGACGAGAUCCGGCGGCUGAAAGACGAGCUCUCGCAGAAAGACAUACGGAUCCGACAGCUACAGCUGGAGUUAAAAAACUUGCGUAACAGCCCGAAGAAUAAUUAACUUCCAGGGACGUUUUAUAAAUAAACUUUCUUUGUUUAUACUUGCUCUUUAAUUUUAUUGUAUCCACUUACACAGAAUAUGAGCCAGAAGUCAAGUGACCUGCCA
Messenger RNA from Haliaeetus leucocephalus (bald eagle), 1584 nucleotides. It is a transcript of the gene CORO2B, whose product is annotated as coronin, actin binding protein, 2B. The transcript has 12 exons. The record is from RefSeq and is a predicted model, not a curated record. Bases 1 to 1479 code for a protein of 492 amino acids. NCBI's taxonomy places the organism in Eukaryota, Metazoa, Chordata, Aves, Accipitriformes, Accipitridae. Gene Ontology annotation, molecular function: actin filament binding. Gene Ontology annotation, biological process: actin filament organization.